AGAGGGCAUAUGAGAGAGCUCGAGUACAAAACACUUACAAACCUGUGUUCACCGUCUAUAAUUUUCGUUCUAAAUGGAUAGAUAGAUUCUUGCGGAAAGAGAGUGUAAUUGAAGGAGUGAGUAAGAAAGAGAGAGAGAGAGAGCGGGAACGAAAGGAGAAGUAAAGCAGGAGUUAAAUCCUUUGGUAAGAACAGGUAGAAAGAAAGUAGAAGAACAUACAAAAUGGAUACGUUUACCAAAAUGGAAACAAACAGCUUUUCGGAUAAAGAAGAAUAUGAGAUAAGAUCAUCUAAAUCAACGGAUUGCGGGUCAAACAGAAAUAGAGCAAAGUUAUUCUUAGUUGUUAUCAUAAGCUUUGUAAUUGCCGCUAUUAUUGUUUUAAUAGUUGUCGUAACUAGAGCUGAAAGACCUGAUUCUAAUAGUUCGAUUGGUGGAGAUGAAGAUGCCUGUACGGAUGUUAGUAUUAUUGGCGCUGGUUUAGCAGGUUCCUACAUAUCUUGGAAAUUUAGAAAUUCGUCAAAAAAAGUUCAUCUUUACGAAAUGAGAGAGAGACUUGGAGGACGUUUACUUGACACGAAUUUUAUGCCAUACAUUAAUGAAACCAUACCUGUAUUAAGCAAUUUUAUCAAUCCUGAGCGAGAUACCAGACUAAAUAGUCUAAUUAACGAAUUUGGUCUAAAGAUUAAUAAACUAACAGAGAGAAAAGUUUUUUAUUACUUAAGGAAUCACUUGAAAUCUGAAAAGAAUAGAAAUAAUGGUAAUCUCCCUUAUUUCUUCGACGAAGACGAAAAAGGAUUGUCUCCAGAAAGUUUACAAAAAUACUAUAUUGAGCAAAUUUUAGGACAUUCGCUAAACAUAUCGAAUGUAUCUAGUUUAUGUUUACUUAAGGAAACGGAUAGGAAAGUCCUUUUGUCUUCGGACUUUUCAAACGGACUAGAAGGAUACGCUUCGUCCGAAGGCAUUAAUUGUCUAUUAGAUACCUUAGGUGUAAACGCUCCAAAUCCAACAAGUAGUCUUGGAUACCUUGGUGAAUAUUUAGCCAGGGAAUUUACCGAUUCCCAUCAAUUGGACAAAGCCGAUAAUCUGGCCGAAUUACUUGUUAAAGACUUUAAAAAACUUUCAACGUUCUACUCGCAUAAAUUGGAGCAGAUAGAAAAGAAAGGUGAUAUAUUCAGGCUAAAAUUUACCUUGACUGCCAAUGAAAAUGGGCAAUUAAAGAAGCAAAAAUUGAGCUUUGCUUCAUGUACGAAAAGGCUUAUUCUUUCCACACCGAAAAGUUCUAUUGAGGAUAUAGAAUGGAAAGGAAUUAAAGAUGAUAAAUUGUUCAAGGAAACAAUGAACUCUUUAAAAACUAGAGAAAUAACAACAAUACAUUUAAUAUUUAACGAAACAAUUUGGUCGGAUAAAUUUUCGUGGAUCACAACAGAUUUACCUCUUCAAAGGAUAUCUCAAAUUCCAUUUAUUAGAUCAUUUAAUAUGCCUGUACUUGAUCAUAUUAAUUCCAAAGAAAAUUCAUCUUCAUCCCACUUGAAUAACAAUUCUACUACUGCUCCACCUUCGGGAAAUUAUCAAACACCUCAACCUGUACAAAGUGAUGAAAAAUUGUAUUUAUUAUCCAUAGACAGCCACGAGAAGUUUUUUACAUAUUGGGAAAGCUUGAAGACUGACGACGAACUGUUGAAUCAUAUAAAGAUUCAUCUUAGUCGUAUAUUCUCUGUAGAUAGAAAUGCCAUACCAGAUCCAUUAUAUAUGAGAAGAGCUACGUCAGGGAGUAAAUUCCCAUUCUAUAGUAAUAAAUACUUAUGGAAUAAGAAAGUAGAUUGGUGCCAUAUUAGAAAAGCCAUGUUUAGACCAGUAUCUCAUGAACAAAUAUUCAUUGUAAAUGAUUCGUUUGAUACUGUUCAAAAUCAACAAAGUUUAGAGACGCUAUUAAAGAACGCAGAUGAUGUCCUAGAAACGUACUUUAGUGAUUUUCUAACUUAG
This is a messenger RNA of Dimorphilus gyrociliatus, 1983 nucleotides long. NCBI's taxonomy places the organism in Eukaryota, Metazoa, Annelida, Polychaeta, Dinophilidae. The record is from the annotation of a GenBank genome assembly.